ACAAUGAUAGAUUACAAAAAUGGUAGAAUUUGAAGUUUAAAAUUGCGCACUUCCCUUCCUCGCUCCUCUUUAUCAACCUUCUGUGAGUAAUGGCACCACAAAAUGGGGAGUUCCAGGAAAUGACGAAAACACCCUCGAAUUGAAAACUCUCUCCUCUUUGUCUGAGUUUUGCCAGCCACGUUUCAUGAUUCAUGCAAAUGCGGCAUCCGUAACAGUCGGAAUAUCCUUGGAAACAUGGCCACUUUCCAUCCUUGUUUUUUUAAGAAAGAGAGAGAAAGUGCUUCUUCCCUUUCCCCCAUUUCCUAGAGAGAGAGAGAGCUUUUCAUUGAUCUUGAGAGAGAGAGAGAAGAGUGGGGGGCGAGAAAGUGGAGGUGGGGGGGAUGGAUUGACCUACGGUUAUCCAAACAAACAUUGCACGCUUUGCAAACUCACCAUCAUUCAAAGGAUUUGGAUUCGUUUUUCUUCUCAAUCCUGACCCCUUUCUCCUCCCCUUCUCUCUCUCUCUCUCUCUGUAAGACCCAUGCAUGCAAUCCCUUAUUCCUCUCUUCUUUAAGAGGCAAGGUUUAAGGGUGGAGCCUUUCCAUUUUAGAAGCAAGGUAUAUAGCCAUGUAAAUAAAUCCUUUUUCCAUUAAAAUUUCUUCUUGGGUUCUUCAAGAAAUGAGAUUCUGAGAAUUGGGUGUUGCAGUAACUUGGGAUUUCCUUUUAGUUUUCAUUGAAUUUUCUUAUUGGGCCGUUCGAGAAAUGGGUUUCUAGAGUGGGCGCACUGGAGAAAGAAGAAGAGUGAGAAGAGGGUAUUCCGAGUUCGUUUUGAAAAUGGUUUCGGGUACACUAAGGUUCGUGGUUAGGCAGAGGCAUAACCAGGGUGAUUCUGGUUAUGCUUCAAGUAGUGAUGACUUAGAGGAAAAUUCACCAUUAUCAUUGAAUGAUCCAGAGCCCAAGCUUGACAGGUCUCGCCCAUGGAUUCAUUUUAUGGAGAAUUUCUUGUGGUUGGCCUCUGCAGCAUUCAUCCUCUACUAUGGUGACCGUCGCUCCAAUUUCAUAUAUCUUGUAUGCCAUGACGAGCGGAUCAAGAGGACAGCAUUGAACCUGGGGUUGGCAUGCCUAGUUCUCAUCGUUGGAAUCAUGUCGUAUAUGGCAGUUCUUAUGCGUGAGAAAGGAAGAGCAGAUGAGAGGUUGGACCUUUUGCCACCCUUUGCUUUACCCACCAUGGCUGUACUUGGACUCCUCUCCUUUCUUUUGUUUUCUGUUGCCCUAUGGCCCAUUUGGAGUUUCUUGACCCUGCCUCUACUGUUGACUCUAUAUGUGGCCUUAACAGUGGUUUCGCCAUACACUCCUUUCGCAAACCUCAGAUCGCAUGCUGAAAUGAUGCGUGCUGAUUAGUUUUGCUGGAGAGCAUAUGACUUUUUUGGGUUGAAGUGUUGAUAUCAUAUUGGAAGUCAAGAUAGUUUCAGUUGACAAGAAGCUUCUACGGAGGGGUCGAGGUGUCUGUUUUUUGAUGAAGAGUGGGUUUUGAGUUGUCAAUUGAAUCGAUGCAUUUGUUUGGCUUCAUGAAGUUGCUCAUGAAGACAGCGAGUGGUUUAUUCAGAUUGCAGUUUGGAUCGGAGUCUGAUGAAGCACAAUUUUGCAUUGGUUAGGGGGGAGAGAAAGAAGACAUGGA
Messenger RNA from Amborella trichopoda, 1657 nucleotides. RefSeq names its product testis- and ovary-specific PAZ domain protein. NCBI's taxonomy places the organism in Eukaryota, Viridiplantae, Streptophyta, Magnoliopsida, Amborellales, Amborellaceae. The record is from RefSeq and is a predicted model, not a curated record.